Molecule: messenger RNA, 964 nt
Organism: Glycine soja
Lineage: Eukaryota; Viridiplantae; Streptophyta; Magnoliopsida; Fabales; Fabaceae
Exons: 2
Coding region: 99-764 (221 amino acids)
Source: RefSeq, a predicted model, not a curated record
GGCAUACAACAUUUGCAUCAAAGCUUUGAAUACCCUCUAUCAUUUCUUCCAAGAAAAGCCUUCGAGGUCCCAAAAGAGUCAUAAUUUGCCUCAAAGCCAUGUCUUGCUGGUCUGCAGAAAAUGCCACAAAGGCCUAUCUCAACACAUUGAAAAUGGGUCAAAAGGCCAAAGAACCCGCGGUUGCAGAGUUCAUAUCAGCACUAGCCGCUGGCAACACUGCACAACUAAUGGUUGUGGCAUGUGCUGGUGCAGCAGACUCAACCACACUAGCAUUGGUCACUGCUGCACACCAAACUGGUGGCCAUGUUGUUUGCAUUGUCCCUAGCCAUGAGGAAUUAAGUGCCUCCAAAAAAGUCCUUGGAGUAAAUGCAAGUCAAGUCCAAUUCAUGGUUGGAGCGGCUCAAGAAGAACAAGUGCUGUUAAGCCAAGCAGAUUUUGUGCUCAUUGAUUGCAACCUUGUGAGCCAUGGAGAGAUUGUUAAAGCAAUCCAAAGUGGUGGUGGUGGCAUGCAAAAUGGCACAGUGGUUGUUGGCUACAAUGCACUUAAUUGUAGAGGGUCUUGGUGGUCUUCUGGAUCAAAAACUCAGUUGUUGCCUAUAGGAAAAGGGCUUUUGGUGACAAGAUUUGGAGCAAGUGCUACUAGUCCAAAAUAUGGAUCUGGAGUGAGUAAGAUCAAAAGUAGUCGUUGGAUUGUCAAGGUGGACAAAUGCACUGGUGAAGAACAUGUGUAUAGGAUCAGAGUUCCACAAGGAAAAGUGAUUUAAGCUUAAUCAUAUGGUUAAUUGGGAUGGAGAUUGACAAGAGUAGGAUUAUUUAUUAGCCACCACAAGCUACUUUACCAGUUAUUUCCUAGGGAAAAUGGAGUAGUUAAAUUUUGCAAUUAGAAAGGACCUAGGAGUUGGUCCUGCUUCAAAUGUAUAUAGCAAAUUAUAGAUAUAUAUUAUUACAAAAAUUGGUUUGAAAA